AUAACACGACGUACUCCGGGAGUUCAAAGUAGGAAUUAGGUUCAAGAGUAGAAGGAAUUAGAUGAUAAAAUCAGGUGAGGGUAGACCAGACGGAGCACGAGUGAAGAACGGGUUAAGUCCAAUUGGCGCAAAUCGCAUACCUAUUUACGAGUAUUCUAAUUUACUCCCAAAUAGAUGAACGGGGUUAUAUAAUUGACGACACACAACUAUGAAAUAUCGAAAAUUGAUGAGUGUUAUAUUAACUAGUGAUUGAAAGGGCAGGACUUGAGUGACAACUGAUUCCAUAAUUCUCCAUAGUGUUAAUAAGAAUGUAUUCAUUGAACAAGAGCUCUUAUUGUCAUUACGAAAACACUUCGGUGAGGACGUGCGCGGACCGUAUCUGAAUCACACGAUAAAAUGCUAACUGAGUGACGACGAAAACGUUUUAUUUUCACUUCGAUAAAUUAAAAAAAAUAUAUAAAAACUAUAUAUAAUACGAUACAAUAUGAUCAAAAUAUAUGAGUAAAAAAAUUAAAAAAAAAAAAAAAAAACAUUUUUUAUUAUUAUUUGAAUUUCGUGUGAAAGAACUUUGUGAAAAUGGAUGAGGCUUUCGCGCACAUAGAGAGUAGUGGAAAUAAGAAAAACAAAGCUGGAUGGGUUGCACCCGACGGCGGCUGGGGCUACGUCGUCAGUCUGGGAGUCGGCUUUACUUUUAUGCUGGGAUUUGGAUCUUCGAAUGCAUUCGGAAUACUCUUUCACAAUUUCUUUUUGGAGCAGGAGAGUGGCAGUGGACUACCUCUGGUUAUAGGUGUUUACAACGGAGCUUUAUCAAUAUCGGGAUUUCUAGGAGGUAUCGCUUUAAAAAAGUACUCAUUUCGUCAAGUGGGUUUGGUCGGAGCUGGCCUAUUCAUCCUUGGAGACAUACUCACAAUAUUCGUGACGAGAACUUAUCAAUUGGUUUUCACUUUUGGAGUAAUUAGAGGAGCCGGCUUUGGCGUGAUGAUCCCAGUUAGUUUUACAGCGUUCAACUCUUAUUUUACGAAGAAACGCACAACAAUGAUGAGCGCCAAUCAGACAAUGAGCAGUUUAGCUUCAAUAACAUUUCCCAUGCUUGUAACUUAUCUGCUCUCUGAAUACGGAUUGAGAUGGACCUUAGCUCUAAUAAUGGCUAUAGAUUUACAUUUACUAUUUGCUAUGAUUGUGAUGCAUCCAGUUGAAUGGCAUUUAGUUAAGACAAACGAAAAUAAUACGGAAUUAACAUCAAAAUGUGAAGUAAUAAAUGUUAAAAAAGUUGAGGCUUUCGAUGAAGCUGUAGUCAAGAUGUUACCAGGUGACGAUAAAGAAUGCGAAGAGAGGGAAACAAGAGUAAAGAAACGUGAAUCUAUACAGAAGCAUAUAAUAAAGACGAUAUAUGAGAAUAUCGAUUUAGAUCUUCUAAAGGAUCCCAGGUUUGUCAGUACAUUAGUCGGCGUGGGUUUCGCUUUCGUUUCUGAUGUCACAUAUUUGGCUAUGGAACCAACGUUACUGUUCUCGUAUAAAUUUACUAAGAUUGAAGUAGCAUCAUGUGUAAUGGUGGGAGCGGUUUCCGAUCUCUUAGCUAGAUUCGGACUGGCAAUAUUUACAUACUUCUACGCGGUCGACAGUAGACUCUUAUUCUUUAUUGGGACAUGUGUCACAGUAUUCCUGCGCAUUGCGUUAGUGACUUCAUCCGAGUUAUGGUUCGUGUUUGCCGUAACAGCUAUAUCAGGGCUCGUCAGAUGUUCAGUACAAGUUCUUUUCCCGCUAGUACUUAUUAUGGCAGCCCCUGAUAGAUUCCCGGCCGCAUUAGCUCUACACAUAUUGUUCUCUGGAGUUUUAAUGUUAAUAGCUGACCCUUUGAUUGGGGUCCUCUACGAAGAAACAGGCAGCUACGUGUAUUGUUUCUUGGCAAUGAGUUUUUGUUGUUUAUUAUGUGUUGUUUUAUGGACUACUGAGUAUUUUGUCUAUCGUACAAAUCGUAAUUCUAAUUAAUUUAGUUACAGUGAUUUAUUUAAAUACCAAUAUAAAACCAAUAAGUGUUUUGGUAAUAAUAUUAAAUAAAUAAUUAGAAAUUAA
Bombyx mori (domestic silkworm) is the source of this 2073-nucleotide messenger RNA. Its product is annotated as monocarboxylate transporter 7. Gene Ontology annotation, cellular component: membrane. The transcript is spliced from 9 exons. Gene Ontology annotation, molecular function: monocarboxylic acid transmembrane transporter activity. Lineage: Eukaryota; Metazoa; Arthropoda; Insecta; Lepidoptera; Bombycidae. Bases 577 to 1989 code for a protein of 470 amino acids. The record is from RefSeq and is a predicted model, not a curated record. Gene Ontology annotation, biological process: transmembrane transport.